Molecule: messenger RNA, 1821 nt
Organism: Coniophora puteana RWD-64-598 SS2
Lineage: Eukaryota; Fungi; Basidiomycota; Agaricomycetes; Boletales; Coniophoraceae
Product: cytochrome P450
Exons: 11
Coding region: 1-1821 (606 amino acids)
Molecular function (GO): oxidoreductase activity, acting on paired donors, with incorporation or reduction of molecular oxygen; heme binding; iron ion binding
Source: RefSeq, a predicted model, not a curated record
AUGCAGCCGAAAGCCAGCAAAUACCCAGGCGUCGCCCUCCUCGCCCGCUUACUGGGCGGAGGAGCCGCCUUCUAUCUUAUCGUCACCGCUGCGGUGCGCUUCACUGCGAAAGCCCGCCCUGAUACCCCCCUUUGGGCCCUCUAUGCUGCUGCUGCCGCAAGCUUGCCCGUUGGCUUCGCCAUCCGUCUGAACAUACGGGGCUUCAUGCUCCGCCGUGCCGCUGCACGGAUGGGUGCACGGCCUGUUCCUAUCGUUCCCGGCGAGCGCAUCGGUAACAUCGACUUGCUGUUCCGCCUGCUGGGCGACUUCAAGACGGGGUACCCUGGUGAUGGCAUGACUGAGGCCAUCGACGCCAUGGGAAAUACGUUCAACUUCCGUGUUAUGUACGACGACCUGCUAUUUACCACUGAGCCGCACCAUAUCAAAACCAUCCUCGCAACCGAGUUCGACAACUUUGUCAAGGGAGAUAAGUUCCAUGCAAACAUGCUUAGCGUCCUCGGUACCGGUGUCUUCAACUCAGAUGGUGACAUGUGGAAGUUCCAUCGUUCUAUGACCCGCCCCUUCUUCACCCAUAACCGUAUCAGCCAUUUCGACAUCUUCGACAGGCACGCCGAGCACGCCAUGAGCCAGAUGAAGCUCCGCCUUCGUGCAGGGUACGCUGUCGACUUCCAGGACUGGAUCUCCCGAUUCACCCUCGACUCCGCAACCGAAUUCCUCUUUGGCAAUAGCGUCGACUCUCUCUCCGCCGGUCUUCCCUAUCCAUACAGCGUCAUCCCUCCUGAAGCGCCCUCAGGGCGCGGCCGCACCGCCGAGGACUUUGCGCGCGCGUUUUCCGAGGCUCAGUUCGUGAUCGCACAGCGCCCGCGUAAAGGCUGGGUCUGGCCACUUUUUGAGGUGUUCGGGGACAAGAGCGAACCGGCGAUGCGUGUCGUGAACGCGUACAUUGAACCUAUUCUCCAGGAAGCGAUUGAGCGCCAGAAGGCUCUUUCUGCUGUGGAGAAGAAGGCAGAUACGGAGGUUGCAGAUGACGAUACGGUGCUGGAUCACUUGGUUAGGCAGACAACAGAUCUAGUCGUGCUCAAGGAUGAGAUUCUGAAUAUUAUGAUCGCUGGGAGAGAUACGACCGCUGCUACGAUGACAUUCGUCAUGUACUUCCUUGCUAUGCACCCGGAUGUCCUUUCUCGUCUGCGUGAAGAGGUCCUGACCAAGAUCGGCCCGAGCAACCGGCCCACCUACGAUGGCAUUCGCGACAUGAAAUAUCUCCGCGCUGUUAUUAACGAAACUUUGAGGUUGUACCCUGCCGUUCCCUUCAAUGUUCGGGAAAGUAAGAAGGCGACAGUAUUUGCCGCCUCGAGCGCCACCGAAAAGCCGUUCUAUAUCCCGCCUAAGACUAUGGUAUCGUACUCCGUCUUCCUCAUGCACCGCCGCAAGGAUCUCUGGGGCCCCGAUGCAGACAAGUUCGAUCCCGAUCGGUUCCUCGACGAGCGCCUGCACAAGUAUCUCACCCCUAACCCCUUCAUCUUCCUUCCCUUUAAUGCCGGCCCCCGCAUCUGCCUUGGGCAGCAGUUCGCGUACAACGAGAUGUCGUUCAUGCUCAUCCGCCUGCUUCAGAACUUCUCUAAAGUCGAUCUGGCGCCUGAGGCACAGAAUCCCGAAACGCGGCCACCAGCGCGGUGGCGUGAGCCGGACGAAGCCAAGUGGGAUUCCAGGAAGGCUAUCGAGGAGUUCUAUCCGAAGAUGCAUCUAACGAUGUAUGCGCAUGGAGGUCUCUGGGUUAAGCUGAUGGAGGCCGAUCUAGUGGAGGCCCCGCUUGCUGCUUAA